Cuscuta campestris is the source of this 1187-nucleotide messenger RNA. Lineage: Eukaryota; Viridiplantae; Streptophyta; Magnoliopsida; Solanales; Convolvulaceae. The record is from the annotation of a GenBank genome assembly.
AGAAUUACACUAAUUUAAAGAAGGCCAGUGGAGUGUAGCCAUGCCGGCCCAAAGCCCUAUAUGUUUCCCGGUGAAUACUUGGCCCAUCCAACUAGAAUCCGCUUCCGGAUUCACCAGCUUCUCAACUCUGCAGCGAUGGCAAUGGAGGAAUCUCUUCGCAUUCAAACACUCGACCGAGUCCCGUCCGCAGAAGAGUUUGAAUUCCAGAUUGAACCGAAGAAUGUUCCAGCUGUUUUCCGAGGAUGCGUCAAGUACUGGAAGGCUUUAUCCAACUGGAAUCCCUCCAAUGGCGGCCUCUCUUAUUUGCAGGAACGUGUUGGAUCAUCUGUUGUGGAAGUGAUGCUGUCCAGAUCUCCACCAGUCUUUUAUGGUGACAUUAGAAGUCACGAAAGGGUUCCAUUGCCAUUCUCAACCUUCAUUGGAUUUUGCAUGGAUCAUCUGCGCAAUAAGGAAGAUGAAGAAGAUAAUCCUUGUCACUCUGAUAAGAAUAGGUUGGAAAUGCCUGGCAGUGAGCAAACUGAUUGUGAUGUAACAGAGGCUCAGCAAUUUUAUCUAGCUCAGGUUCCAAUACUGAAUGCUGAGAACGAAGAGGCCAUACGGUUGAAGUGUUUACUUGAAGACAUUGAUAUAGUGCGUGGGUUGCUUCUCGGCAUCUAUGUACUCUUGUAGUUCUGAGCCCACAUUAGUAUGAUUUAUGUUAUUUUCAUUUUUCUUUAGAAUAUCUCUAGAAAUGAUUACUUUCGGCACAGCCUGAGUUUUUGCAGACAAAAAGCAUCAGUUCCAUCAAUUUGUGGAUGAAUAGUGCUAAGACUAGAUCAAGCACUCACUAUGAUCCACACAACAAUCUUUUAUGCGUAGUUUCUGGAUGUAAACAAGUUUCUUUAUGGCCACCUUCUGCAAGCCUCUACUUAUAUCCACUGCCUUUAUAUGGGGAAGCAUCAAACCACAGUGCGGUUACAUUAGGAAAUCCAGACCUGUCAAUGUACCCAAGGGCAAAAUAUUUGAACAAGCAUUCCCAGAUGGUUGUUCUUCAUGCUAGUGAUGUGCUUUUCAUUCCUGAAGGAUGGUUUCACCAAGUCGACAGUGAAGAUUUCACAAUUGCUGUUAACUUUUGGUGGCGAUCAAAGAUAAUGUCUAGUAUGUUGCAGCACAUGGAUGCAUAUUAUAUGCGAAGAAUAUUGAAAAGG